Messenger RNA from Equus quagga, 3054 nucleotides. RefSeq names its product limb and CNS expressed 1 like (gene LIX1L). The transcript has 6 exons. The record is from RefSeq and is a predicted model, not a curated record. NCBI's taxonomy places the organism in Eukaryota, Metazoa, Chordata, Mammalia, Perissodactyla, Equidae. Gene Ontology annotation, cellular component: cytoplasm. Gene Ontology annotation, biological process: autophagosome maturation. Bases 92 to 1105 code for a protein of 337 amino acids.
UCAGUCCCUGGGCGCUUGCUGGCUAGGGUGGCUGGGACCGUUAGCUCGCCAGGCUGGCAGGCUCCGGGCCGCUACUCCACUGGCGGCCGGGAUGGAGACGAUGCGAGCGCAGCGGCUUCAGCCUGGAGUGGGCACAAGCGGGAGGGGUACUCUACGAGCGCUUCGGCCUGGAGUGACUGGGGCCGCCGCUACCACCGCCACACCCCCAGCAGGCCCCCCGCCGGCCCCACCGCCCCCUGCACCGCCCCCGCCGCCGCUCCUCCUGUCGGGGGCCCCUGGGCUGCCGCUGGCCCCCGGCGCCGCCGGCAGCCCCGCGGUGCUACGGGAGGCCGUGGAGGCCGUGGUAAGGAGCUUCGCCAAGCACACGCAGGGCUAUGGCCGAGUGAAUGUGGUGGAGGCACUUCAGGAAUUCUGGCAGAUGAAGCAGUCUCGUGGGGCUGACUUGAAGAAUGGAGCUCUAGUGGUUUAUGAGAUGGUUCCCUCCAACAGUCCUCCCUAUGUCUGCUAUGUCACCCUGCCUGGGGGAAGUUGCUUUGGGAGUUUCCAGUUUUGCCCCACAAAAGCUGAGGCCCGGCGGAGUGCUGCAAAGAUUGCACUAAUGAAUUCUGUGUUUAAUGAACAUCCUUCCCGAAGAAUCACUGAUGAGUUUAUUGAGAAGAGUGUCUCUGAGGCCCUGGCAUCUUUCAAUGGCAACAGGGAGGAAGCUGACAACCCAAAUACAGGGAUUGGUGCCUUCCGAUUCAUGUUGGAAUCCAACAAGGGCAAGUCAAUGUUGGAGUUCCAGGAGUUAAUGACAGUUUUUCAACUGCUACACUGGAAUGGCAGCCUUAAGGCCAUGAGAGAAAGACAGUGUUCUCGGCAGGAAGUGUUGGCUCAUUAUUCACACCGGGCCCUGGAUGAUGAUAUUCGCCACCAAAUGGCAUUGGACUGGGUGAGCCGGGAGCAGAGUGUGCCAGGGGCACUGUCUAGAGAGCUGGCCUCUACUGAGCGGGAGCUCGAUGAAGCCCGGCUGGCCGGCAAGGAGCUGCGCUUCCACAAGGAGAAGAAAGAUAUUCUCAUGCUGGCUGCUGGGCAGUUGGGCAAUAUGCAUUCUUCCAACUGCUAGGCAUCCACCCACAUACUCCCCAUGCUCUCCAGGCCCUUUUUUUAUAUGUCCUUUCUAAGACUUAGUAUGAUUUCUGUACAUACUUUCUUAAUUUUAUACUUUAAAAUACAGAUAUAUAUAUAUAGAUAUAUAUAUAUAUAUGUAUAAAUUCUACAUCUGGAUUCCUGUUUGCUAAGAGAUCCCUUUUCUUACUUCUAGUUUUUGGAUAUAGUUUCAUUUGAAACAUCUCCACUCCACUUUACAAGAAGAGCAGCCUGUCUUUGGAGCUUUCUUAGCUCUUACACUAACAGUAAUUCUGUGUAGUCAUUUCAGUAGCACAAAAUGAUUGACUAAGUGUUCAUGUCUCCUUCUUUUAAAAUAACAGGGAGCUUGAAUAAGGACUAUGUGCCCCAUCCUCACCCUCAUUCCUGCUUUUUCUUGGACUCAAACAGGGUAUGAGUGUGAGGCCUUCUUCGGCUUUGAGCUGGGCCUACGUGGUACCAAGUUGUUCCUCCAGUAACUAGAUAUUUUCCUAGCCUCCACCUCCCCCUUCCCACCACUACCUUACUCCUCCUCUGCCUCCAAAUGGUACUUCAUGUUGAGGCUUCCUUACUUUAUCAUUUGGAAGGAAGUGGAGAUCUGGUUUCUUAUUUUUAAGAUCAACCCUGAGAAUAUGUUCAGGAACAAGAGAGGAAUUACAAACAGAAUUCUCAAGGGUUUAUCAUCCAAGUUGCUCCUGGGGCAUAGAUACCAUAUCAUCCUGGUAGUCCAGAUUUCUGGAUGUACUCUACAGAAGGGGUCAGGGUUAAAGUUGCUUAUCUUUCAACAUUCUCUUUUCACUCCUCCUUCCCUUGUCACCCAGCUUAGUUAAGCCCUGUAUUUAGACCUUCCUGCCUGCAGAGAUUAGCAGGAGGUUAAACAUAUUCCCCUCCUCUCUCUCCUCCCAUCAUUCAGCUCUUUGGAAACAUUUUCUGUCCGGUUUGGUGAGGGCCAUGUUCCUCUUACGUCCACAAAGUUGCUGCUGUUUACAACCUUAGAUGUGCAUACCUUAGAUUCACAUGUUUUCUCUCUUUUCUUCACAUUGAUUAUUAGAGCAUGAGUUGAUCAGGAAAAUUAGAUGGCAUCGUGGCACAUCCUAAUUGGAACCUUGGGAGACUGCAGGAGGGGAAAGAUAAUCAAUGAUCAGCUCUUUGUGUUUUUAGUGGUGUUCUCUUCCCCCACCUCUCUCGGGUGAUGUAGGAGAGAAAUGAUCUGGAGUACAGCUAAAACAUUCCCCUUUGGGAGAACUUUUUGUAGGUUUUUCUAAGAUAUAUUUUCCCCUUGUUUCUGUAAUCUCCUUUAUACUAUAUUAUAGCUCAGUCCACUUUCUUGGGAAGUUUAAUGUUCAUGCAAUUGGACUUUUCAUUUAACAAUUUUAUACUUUGCUUUUAGAAAUAGGUUAGGAAACAGGCGAAAAUUUGUUCUUUUGGAUCAGAUAGGGACAAGAUAAAAAUCAGCUUUUUUGUUUUUGAAAUGAUCUUGGUAACCAGUGCAUAGGGGAUCAGAAAUAAGGAAUCUAGCAACAAUUGUAUUAGUGCUUGAAAAGGACUUCCUUGAAUUCUUGAAUCCCCAUUCUGUAUUCCAUGAAGCACCUGUAGGACUGGAGUAGAGGAUCCUACAUUAAAUAGUAGAUGUGUCUAUUCAGUUUUUAUUGAUAUUUAUAAUCCAGAAAUCAUAAACCCUCAUUUCUCCUAUGCUCCUUUCUCUGGGAAGUGUUAAGGGAUGGGAGUUGUGGGAAGAACUUGUCCUUGCACCUCCUGGAUUUAUUAUUUUUCUCAAAUACCAACCAGUAAGAUCCCAAAGAACUUGAGAAAAAUUGUUCCCUGACCUGUCCACUUUUGGUAUUAAAGAUUUUACUUACCUUUUUAGUACUUUCUAUGUAUAUUCUAUGUAUGAUUUUAUACAAUUAAAAAUAGAUUUUUGUCUAGUGA